AUGACUCGCGUUCUACUCACUGGCGGAUCCGGUUUCAUAGCGGCCCAUGCGCUCGAUGUUUUGCUGAAGCGUGGCCAUUCUGUCGUCACGACCGUCCGCAGCCAGGAGAAAGCCGAUCGGAUCAAGCAAGCCCAUCCUAGCUAUGGCAAAGACAAGCUCGACUUCUCAAUUGUUCCCGACAUUGCACAGGAGGGGGCCUUCGAAGAGGCCGUCAAGUCGGACCCGCCCUUUGAGGCCGUCAUCCACACCGCGAGCCCCUUCCACUUCAACGUUACCGAUGUCCAGAAGCAGCUGCUUGACCCCGCCGUCAUUGGCACGACUGGGAUUCUGAAGUCGAUCAAGAAGAGCGCCCCGACUGUCAAGAAGGUCGUCAUUACCUCGUCCUUUGCCGCUAUCCUGAACCCAUUCAAGGGCACUUGGCCAGAGCACACCUACUCUGAGAGUGACUGGAACCCUCUGACACAUGAAGAGGCCCUGAAGGACCCUGCAAACGGUUACAGAGCAAGCAAGACGUUUGCUGAGCGUGCCGCAUGGGAUUUCCUUGAGAAGGAGAAGCCGAAUUUCACCAUUGCCACCAUUAACCCUCCAUUCGUCUUCGGUCCCAUCGUCCACUACCUGAACUCGCUGGACGCCUUGAACACGUCCAAUCAGCGCAUCGGCAACUUCAUCCUCGGCAAGUUCAAGAACGAGGUUCCUCCAACCGGCACCUACAUCUGGAUCGACGUGCGCGACGUGGCCUUGGGUCACGUCAAGGCAAUGGAGCUUCCUGACGCCGACAACAAGAGGUUCUUCUUCACGGCCGGUUACUUCAGCAACAAGGAGCUGCUGGACGUUGUUAGCAAGAACUUCCCCGAGUACAAGGACAAGCUGCCGGGCCCGGAGGCGGCCACCGGUGCCGGCGUUGACUACCCCGCCGAGGGCGUAUACAAGAUUGACAACUCAAGGACGAAGGACGUCUUGGGUAUUGAGUUCACGUCAUUCGAGAAGACCGUCGUAGACACCAUCAACUCGCUCAAGGCCGUGGGUGCAUAG
Messenger RNA from Diplodia corticola, 1032 nucleotides. RefSeq names its product nadph-dependent methylglyoxal reductase gre2 protein. The record is from RefSeq and is a predicted model, not a curated record. NCBI's taxonomy places the organism in Eukaryota, Fungi, Ascomycota, Dothideomycetes, Botryosphaeriales, Botryosphaeriaceae. Bases 1 to 1032 code for a protein of 343 amino acids. The transcript is spliced from 3 exons. Gene Ontology annotation, molecular function: oxidoreductase activity, acting on the CH-OH group of donors, NAD or NADP as acceptor.